This is a messenger RNA of Adineta steineri, 1593 nucleotides long. The record is from the annotation of a GenBank genome assembly. NCBI's taxonomy places the organism in Eukaryota, Metazoa, Rotifera, Eurotatoria, Adinetida, Adinetidae.
AUGUAUCCUAAUCCAAUGCAACAACAACAGUCAUCACCAAUGCAACGACCUCCUACAAUGAUGAAUACAUCGUCUAUACCUCAACCUAAUACUUCAGUUGGUAUUUCAUCAAUGCGUCCAAUGGUAGCACCAUUACCUAUGCAAGGAACAAUGAUUCAACAACAACCACCGGGAAUGCCUCGACCAGUUGGUAGUCCUUAUGGAGUUAUGAAUCGUCCAACACUUUAUGAUAAAAAUAAACGUUCAACUUAUACAAAUGAUCUUCGUCAACAACCAAUGAUUCAACCAGGACAACAACAACAGCAACCACCACCAAUGCCAUAUGGAAAUGUAAUGGGUCCCAGUCAACAUCAACCUAUGAUGUCUAAUACAGUUGUAUCUGCUAAUGCUGGUCCUAUUAGACAACAAAAAAAACGAAAACGUUUAACAGAAAAAGUUAUUCAUAAACAAAUACGUUCACUUGUACCUGAAUCUCAAGCAUAUAUUGAAUUAUUACGUCUUGAACAAAAUUUAGAUUCUGUUUUAAUGCGAAAACGACUUGAUUUACAAGAAACACUUAAACGACCACAAAAAAUUAAAAAGAAAUUACGAAUCUUCAUAAGUCAUCAAUAUCCAGUACGCUUUGAUUCAGAUACAGCAAGUAUGGAUGAUGAACAAAUACAAUAUUGGGAAAUGCGAGUCGAAGGUCGUUUACUUGAUGAUUCUAAUACAACUAAAUAUGAUCAAGGAAAAGCAAAACGUAAAUUUUCAUCAUUUUUUCGAAGUCUUGUUAUUGAAUUAGAUAAAGAUUUAUAUGGACCAGAUAAUCAUCUUGUUGAAUGGCAUCGAACGAAUGCUACAGCUGAAACAGAUGGGUUUCAAGUUCGUCGUCCUGGCGAUCAAAAUGUUAAAUGUACAAUUUUAAUGGUUCUUGAUCAUUCACCACCACAAUUUCGACUUGAUGCUCGUCUUGCUCGUUUACUUUCCAUAAGUAAUGGAACACGUCAGACAAUUAUACAUGCAAUAUGGCAAUAUAUUAAAACACAUAAAUUACAAGAUUCCGAAGAAAGAGAAUUUAUUAAUUGUGAUACACAUCUACAAUCAAUAUUUGAUUGUUCUCGUCUACGUUUUUCUGAUUUACCAAGUAAACUAAAUAAACUUAUUCUUCCAUCAGAACCUAUUAUUAUCAAUCAUACACUUUGUUUGGGUACUGAUCCAAAAAAACAUGCUUGUUAUGAUAUUGAUGUUGAAGUCGAUGAUCCAGCUCGAGAUUUAAUGCGAACAUUUCUUUCACCACAAAAUACACAUGAAUUAGAAGAAUUAGAUGGCAAAAUACUUCAAUAUAUCGAUAGUAUCAAUCAAUUAAAACAAAGUCGUGAAUUUUAUCUUUCGUUUGCUGAUGAUCCCCAAGGUUUUAUAUGUAAAUGGUUAGCAUCACAAUCUCGUGAUCUUAAAAUGAUGACUGAUUCAUCAACUGGAAAUACUGAAGAAGAACGACGUGCUGAUUAUUAUACUGAACAAUGGUCAUAUGAAGCAGUUAGUCGAUAUUUCUAUAAUAAAGUUCAACAGAAACGUGCUGAAUUAGAACAAGCACUUGGUAUUCGUAAUCCAUAA